AUGUCUGAGAGCACCUUCAAGAUCCUUCUCACGACCGACAACCACCUCGGCUUCGCUGAGCGCGACCCCAGACGAGGCGAUGACAGCUUCACCACCUUCGAGGAGGUGCUGCGCGCUGCGCGCACCGAGCACGACGUGGACGCCAUGCUCCUCGGUGGCGACCUUUUUCACGAAAAUAAACCCAGUCUCGGUUGCCUCGUCCGCACUUGCUCCCUUUUCCGCAAGUACGUCUUCGGCAACAAGGCCGUGCCCUUCUCGCUGCUCAGCGACCCCGCGUCGAACUUCCCGACGCACGCGCUGCCCAUGGCCAACUUCCAGGACCCCAACGUCAACGUCGCGCUGCCGGUGUUUGCUAUUCACGGCAACCACGACGACCCCGUCGGCGGCACCUCAUCGCUCGACCUGCUCGCAACCAACGGUUACCUCAACUACUUUGGCCACGUCACCUCCCUCGAAGACAUCAUCCUCGAGCCGGUGCUUCUGCGCAAGGGAAGCACCUUCAUCGCCCUCUACGGCCUCGGUAACGUGCGCGACGAGCGACUGCAUCGCUGCUUCCGGCUGAAGAAGGUUCAGUUUGUCUAUCCGAAGCCGGUGCCUGGCUGCAAGUGGUUCAAUAUCCUGCUACUGCAUCAGAACCGCGGUGCGCGUGGCGUGGCGAGCAAAAACGGUAUCAUGGAGGGAAUGCUCGCCGGCUUCGGCAUGGACCUCGUGAUCUGGGGCAACGAGCACGAGCAGCUCAUGGUGCCGCAGCCGGCGGACGGCUUUGAUGUGGUGCAGCCAGGCAGCACCAUUAUGACAUCCCUCUCCGCGCAGGAGUGUAACCCAAAGCAGUACGGUAUCCUCGAAGUACGCGGCACAUCGUACCGGCUCACUCCAUACACGCUGCGCAGCGUGCGUCCAGUCGUGCGACGCACGGUAGAGCUUCGGCAGGAUCUGCCUGACGGCCGAACGCUUGAUGCGGUGGAGACCUUCUUGCACAGCGUGAUGAGCGAUAUGAUCAGCGAGGCCGAGGAGCACGUGAGCCACAUCCCCGAUGACGUCCUCGCGUUCCAUCCCAACCUGAAAUAUCCACUCAUUCGCUUGGCUGUGGACUUCACCGACGUCACGUCUGCGCCGUACCCGCAGCCAAACUUCAACCGCUUUGGCCAGCAGUACAUGGAUGUCGUCGCGAACCCAGGCGAGCUGUUGCGGCCGGUAAAACCGAAGCCGGAGCGGCGACCUGGUGGCGGUGCUCUGGGCACGGCCCUCGGGCCUGGCGGCGUUGCUGCGAGCGGCCUCAUCGUCCCCGCAGCGCCGCAACUCAACACGCUCGACAUCCGCGUGAAAGUUGCCGACGUCUUCAACCACAACACGACGAACGCGUGCACGCUCCUCUCCGAGGCGGAGCUGAGCGCCGCCGUCUACGCCUUCGCCGAAAAAGGCGAGCGGGACGCGAUCGAUGAACGGCUGAUGGAGCUGUUGCACACCUCGCAGAAGUCGGUGUGGCGCCGGCUAGGGAACGGCGCGAACGACUCCAUCUUGAAGCCGGACCGCGUUGCGGAGGAGGUUGCCACGCACAAGCGUCACGUCAACGAGCGCUACGCGCGGGCUGCUCAGCUGGAGGAGGCACAACAGCAGCAGAUGGACGACGCUAAAGAAAAUGAAGACGACGGCGUCGCUAAUGAGCGAGAAGGCCGAGGUGGCGCUGCUUCACCAUCGCUGCAUCAAGCGGCGCGCCGACGUGAGCUCGAUGCCUUCGAGAUGAUGCGCGUCGCCGCUCCUCCCGCAGACCUCACCACUAGCCACAGCGGCAGCGGCAGUGAAAACCAUUUCCAUGGUCAUUUUGCGCAAACGCCCGUCUCGCGUCUGGUGCAACAUGCCAUCCAACAAGGAAACGAAAAUGACGUGGACGCAGCGGUGGGCGCACCGGGCCAGCGAGCCCGUCGGUGCAGCGGUGUCUUCGUCAAGGCCGGUGCCGACGGGGACGGCCAAGACGAUGAGAGUGAGGAGCUUCCUGAUGAUGGGCUGGAUCGAAUGCCGAUCGACAGCGUGAUUGCGCAGGCGGUGCAGCAGGUGUACCCGCCCUCGAAGAGAGCGCGAAGCGCUCACGUUUGCGACGUGGAGGCCAUUUCGACUGGCGACAAAGGCUCGAGCUGUGGCGUCGGUGGUGGCGGUCCUCAUGAGGCCAGCACCGUGCACGUUUUCGACGGAAACGACGAUGAUGGCAGCAGGGUGCACGGCAUCUCUAGGCGCGGCCGCGCUCGCAAUGAAGCUGGCAAUGCCGGGAAGGCUCCCGCCCCCGCUAAAAAACAGCAGCGCACCACCAGCGCGCGACGCGGCGGCGGCGGUGGCAGUGCUGCAGCUCGCCAAGGCGCACUAUCGGCAGCCAACGCGGGCUCACUGAACGCGGCGUCGGCGACGGCAGCUGACGCAGGCCCUACGCUGACCUUCGUUGCGCAUCAGGGGGUUUCGGCGGUGCUGCCACCUGGAAACAGACCGGCCACGGCCACCAGCAGCGGCGGUGUCGGCGCGUCAAAGGGAGCCAUGGUGAAUCUUCUGUCCAAGUGGACCGGUGGAUUUUAG
Molecule: messenger RNA, 2562 nt
Organism: Leishmania major strain Friedlin
Lineage: Eukaryota; Euglenozoa; Kinetoplastea; Trypanosomatida; Trypanosomatidae
Product: putative endo/exonuclease Mre11
Exons: 1
Coding region: 1-2562 (853 amino acids)
Biological process (GO): meiotic DNA double-strand break formation; mitotic G2 DNA damage checkpoint signaling; double-strand break repair via nonhomologous end joining
Cellular component (GO): Mre11 complex; nucleus
Molecular function (GO): manganese ion binding; endonuclease activity
Source: RefSeq, a predicted model, not a curated record